Blepharisma stoltei is the source of this 1624-nucleotide messenger RNA. The record is from the annotation of a GenBank genome assembly. NCBI's taxonomy places the organism in Eukaryota, Ciliophora, Heterotrichea, Heterotrichida, Blepharismidae.
AUGAGGCUGCUAUAUAUAGGAGCUACCUGACCUCAGCCAUGAGUAACUGCUGCAGGCGUUAGAACAAUUGGUUUGAUUAAUGCUUUUAAAAGUUUUGGCUACAAUGUUAAAUUUUUGAGUAUUAAAAAAGAAAACCCCUCGCAAAUCAAAGGAAUUGAAGAAGUUGGGGUGGAAAGGCAUUUUUGCGCAGCAAAUGAUGAGGAAACAUUUAAAUCACUUACAAAUGAAGAAGAUAUAUGUGUAUUUGAAACAGCAAGGGUUGAGGAAAUGUUUGGGCAUAUGGUCUAUCAAUUUCUUCCAGCCUGCAAAAGAGUGAUUGAUACUCAAGACCUUCACUUUUUGAGACUGGCAAGAGAAAAGAUGAUUAAUGAUAAGAGCAUUGAGCAGAUAAAGAACAUUGAAAUUAAUUGGAAAGAAGAAGAUGUGACCCGAGAAAUUUCAGCCAUGCUAAGAUCUCAUAGCACAAUACUAACUUCAGAGUUUGAGCAGAGGCUAAUACAAAAGCACUUUCCUUUUAUUAAAACAGUUUGUUUGCCGUUCUUCUAUUCUGAUCAAGAAAUCAAUGAAAAUAGCAGAAAAAAUUGUCACCUUAGGUAUCGAGAUAAUUUUGUAUACUCUCUGGCCUUAAAGUAUCAAUAAAUUUAACAAGCCACCAGAAAGGCUAAAACCCUGUGAUAUGGUAUAUGAAUUGGAAAUUUUACCCACCCUCCAAAUGUAGAUGCAGUCAAUUAUAUGGUAGAAAAAAUUUGGCCUGCUAUUAGAACAGCACUUGGAUGUGAGCUGCAUAUUUAUGGCGCACAUUGCCCAAAUAGCGAAGCAUGAAGAUCAAAUGGAGUAGUUGUAAAAGGGCCGAUGAAGAGUCUUGAAACUUUGAAGAAAUACAGAGUUCUGCUUGCUCCUAUAAGAUAUGGAGCUGGAAUAAAAGGGAAAAUUACUGAUAGUUUUCUGUAUGGGCUGCCUGUUUUAACUACUUCGAUUGGAGCAGAAGGAAUUGACCCUUUUCCUGGAGUAAUUGCAAACUCAACAGAAUCUUUGAUAGACGCUGCUAUAAGCAUGUAUGACAAUACCAUUUUGCUUCAAAAUUGCCAGCUAAAAGGCUUUAGCAUUCUAGCUCUCCCCCUCCGUUAGUGAACAAAAAAAUUUUGUUCACUCACGGAGGGGGGUUAAAUUUUUUUUUUUAAAAAAAAAAUUAGAAAAUAUUUUUUUUCGAAAUUUAAAAAAAUCCUAAUUCGCAAAUUGGAAAGCAAAUAUUUAUUUAAUUUAAAAAGCAAUUUGUUUAAAAUUAAACAGAAUUAGCUCUAGAUUUCAUUAUACUAAUUAUCACUUAUAUAUCAAAAUUUUUUUCCAUAAAAAAUUUUUCUAUUAAAAAUUUUUGUUCACUCUCGGAGGGUGGGUUUUUGGACAAAAAAUAGCGAUUUUUCUAAUGGUUUUGUUCACUCACGGAGAGGGGGGGGGAGUAAAAGAAAAAUUUUCAAACUCCAAAAACUCAUAUCUAUUACAAAAUCAUAUUAGGGGAUUAGAAGAUAAGCCUUUGCAUUCAGUUAUGUUUAGUGAAACUAUGAGAUCUACAUUUUAUUUCUCUAAGUACCUGCAGGCUAAAAAUAGUAAAACAAAUAGUAAGUAA